UGUGUCAUCAGUCUGCGCUGACCGCACGUUUAGCCCGCCUCGCGCAGUGGAGCUGUUACCUUGUCACGACAAUGAGCUGGACCGCGGCGGCGGCGGCGGUUCGCUGCCUGUGGCGGCUGCGCACGGGCGCCCUGCGGCCUCUCUCAGCUUAUGGAAGAAGAAUCAGCGUCAGGUUUUACAGUUUAGGAAUGACCUUAGACAAUAUCAAUCGGGCAGUUGUGGAUCGAAUAAUCCGGGUGGAUCACGCAGGUGAAUAUGGAGCAAACAGAAUCUAUGCAGGACAGAUGGCCGUCCUGGGCCGGACCAGUGUCGGGCCAGUCAUUCAGAAAAUGUGGGAUCAAGAAAAGGACCACUUGAAAAAGUUCGACGAGUUGAUGGUUGCAUUCAGGGUGCGGCCGACGAUUCUGAUGCCCUUUUGGAACGUGGUGGGGUUUGCACUGGGUGCAGGAACCGCCCUGCUGGGGAAGGAGGGAGCAAUGGCCUGCACCGUGGCUGUGGAAGAGUCUAUAGCACAUCACUAUAACAACCAGAUCAGGACGCUGAUGGAGAAGGAGCCUGAAAAACAUGAGGAACUUCUUCAGGUGAUAAGGAAAUUUCGGGAUGAAGAGCUAGAGCACCAUGACCUAGGCCUUGAACAUGAUGCACAGCUGGCUCCAGCAUACACUGUUUUGAAGAGCCUUAUCCAGGCAGGAUGCAGCGUGGCGAUAUAUUUAUCAGAGAGAUUUUAAAGUAUGUCCACUUUUCCCUGUUUGUAAAAGAUGACAGUGAUUGAAUAAGUAGCAUUGACAGAAAAGGAAAGUGCAAUUAUCAUUAUAUGAAUUUUGUUAAUAAAUUGCAAGAGGUUUUUUUUGGUCA
This is a messenger RNA of Neomonachus schauinslandi (Hawaiian monk seal), 855 nucleotides long. RefSeq names its product coenzyme Q7, hydroxylase (gene COQ7). Gene Ontology annotation, biological process: determination of adult lifespan; regulation of reactive oxygen species metabolic process; ubiquinone biosynthetic process. Gene Ontology annotation, molecular function: 3-demethoxyubiquinol 3-hydroxylase activity. The transcript is spliced from 6 exons. Bases 72 to 728 code for a protein of 218 amino acids. The record is from RefSeq and is a predicted model, not a curated record. Gene Ontology annotation, cellular component: mitochondrial inner membrane; nucleus. NCBI's taxonomy places the organism in Eukaryota, Metazoa, Chordata, Mammalia, Carnivora, Phocidae.